UGGCUGGCAGUGCCCCGGCAGUGUUCGAAAAGUCGGCGGCCGGCACGAGCGGAGAGACGGCCCGGCGCGCGAGUCCGCGCGAGUCUUCAGCGAGCGAGAGAGGGACGCAGCGAGAAGCGGGCAGAGGCCGAGCCGUCGCGACGCGGGGGAUGCGUCAGCCCGGGCGGCCCUAGGGAAAGGGGUCCGGCCCGGGCCCGGUCGCGCGCGACCCCCCAUGGGCGACUUCGGGGCCGGCGGCCUCUUCUCCGGCGCCCCCCCCGCCUCCUCGCCGGCCAAGCCGGCGUCCGGCCCCGCCAUGCAGGACGAGCUGCUGAUCGAGAAGCAGCCCCCCGGGAAGCCGGCGCCCCUGUCGCCGGCGGGCCUGGAGGCCCCCUGCCCCCAGGACAAGCCCAAGGACGCCGAGCCCGACGGCGCGCCCGCCUCGCAGGCUAGGGACGGCCCCGACAAGGACGUCGCCGCGACGCCCGCCGGCCUCCAGGCCUUCGGCGAGCCCGUCAGGGUGCCCAGCCUCUGGCCCGACGACGUCGGCCUCCACGCGCUCCCGGUCAACGGCUCGCUCGCCGGCUUCCAGAACUUCCCGGCGGGCGGCCCGGGCCUCUUCGCCGCCAACUCCAACCGGCGCGCCAUAACGGCCAGCCACAACUUCGCCCAGCACGGCAACGGCGCCCGACACGGGCUGCAGUCCCCGCAGCAGCAGCAACAGCAGCAGCAGCAACAACAGCAGCAACAGCAGCAGCAACAGCAGCAGCAGCAGCAACAACAGCAGCAGCAGCAGCAGCCGGCGUCCUCCCACCCGGGCGUGUACCUGCAGGGCAAGGGGUACGCCGCGUGGUCGGGCGGGCCCCAGGGUCCCCAGGGCCCCCAGGGCCAGUGGGGCGGAGGGCCUCAGGCCGCCGCCAGUCCUGCGCUCUCGCCCUGGAGCCGCGGUCGGUCCGUGCCCAAUCUGCCGCCCCUGCCGACCUCGCUGCACGCGGCCGCCGUCGCCGCGGCCGUCGGUCUCCAGGGCAGGAAGCCCAGCCCCACCUUCCCCGGACACCCCGGGCCCAACCAGGGACACCCCUCGAGCAUCAGCCCCGUCAAGUUCCGGCGCAGCACCUCCUACCCGGGGAAGGGCAACCUCUAUCCGCCCCAGCCUGCGCCCACCUUCGAGGUCACCGCCGCCGAGGAGCGCGACCUCCUGCAGCUGCCGCCCUAUCAGACGGAUCGCAUGACGGCGAACGGGAACUCACCCCUGGACAGCAUGCGCACCUUGGAGCAUUACCUGAGCGACAUCAUGAGAGCGGGAGCCGCGGACACGCCGGAGCACCUUAAGGGGUUCAUAAACUGCAACGCCAACUCGCUACAGUCCCUGGCGCAGCUCCACGGCAAAUCCCCGUUCUUCACGAGUCUCGAGGAGCAGGGCACUCUUCUGGAGGAUCCGAGCACGGCGGGUCAGCUCGACGGCGUCGGGGUUGGAGUGGGCGUGGGGGUCGGCGGGGGCAUGACAGCCCCCCAGGCUGCGCCCCUUUCAUCCCCCAGCCGCAGCAGCCCCCACAGCCAGGGCAGCGAAACCGGAGAGCGGUUCUCCAGGAAGGUCUUCGUCGGCGGACUCCCGCCCGACAUCGACGAAGAUGAGAUCACGGCCAGCUUCCGGCGAUUCGGACCGCUGGUGGUCGACUGGCCGCACAAGGCGGAAAGCAAAUCGUACUUCCCUCCGAAGGGCUACGCCUUCCUCCUCUUCCAGGACGAAGGCUCGGUGCAGCAGCUGAUCGACGCCUGCAUCCAGGACGACGACAAGCUGUACCUGUGCGUGAGCUCACCGACGAUCAAGGACAAGCCCGUGCAGAUUCGACCCUGGCGGCUAAGCGACGCGGACUUCGUCCUGGACGCGUCCAUGCCUCUCGACCCCAGGAAGACCGUCUUCGUGGGCGGCGUUCCCCGGCCCCUGAAGGCCGUGGAACUCGCCAUGAUCAUGGACCGACUGUACGGGGGUGUCUGCUACGCCGGCAUCGACACCGACCCUGAACUCAAGUAUCCCAAGGGUGCCGGCAGGGUCGCCUUCAGCAAUCAGCAGAGCUACAUUGCCGCCAUAUCCGCGAGGUUCGUCCAACUUCAACACGGCGACAUCGACAAGAGGGUCGAGGUCAAGCCUUACGUUCUCGACGACCAAAUGUGCGACGAGUGCCAAGGUCAGCGCUGCGGUGGCAAGUUCGCGCCCUUCUUCUGUGCGAACGUCACUUGCCUCCAGUACUACUGCGAGCACUGCUGGGCAACCAUCCACUCCCGGCCAGGUCGGGAGUUCCACAAGCCGCUGGUGAAGGAAGGUGCGGAUCGGCCAAGGGCUGUUCCCUUUCGCUGGUGUUAACCCCAGCUGCAUCGUCCCUAAAUAUCUCGCGGCCCUAGCUAAUUAACUAACACUUCUACCAAGCCCCUUAUACCUUACCUACUACCCGAUCGUCACUACUACCACCACCAACCGCUAAUACUACUAUUACUACCACUACUAUGCUACUACUACUAUUGCUACCACUAUAACUACCGCAACUACCGAUUACUCGGGAGACACCGCUUGGUCCCAACCUCGGCGGUGCCUGCACUUUUUGGAGAACGACCAUGGACCCGGACCCAAACCGAGAUCGGAAGCUGGAGCGGAACCGGCACCUGCACCUGCAUCCGCAGCUGAACUCGAACCUGGACCCGAAUCCCGGAUCUCCGCGACGCAUCGGCACGAGACAACGAGCGGAGGAGACCUUGCGGAUCGGUCGAAGAACCGGAUGGUGAGAAUCGCAACCUCGAUAGCGGCUAUAUUUCUGGUCGCGUUGGUUGCGUGCGUUAGGCGAGACCAGCGAGUUCUCCACGGUAGGUGGCAAGUCAAGUCGACCUUGGUAUGGAGGUUUUUCUGGAGGAAUCGGUACCGCACGGGUUUUUUAAUCGGCCGUCGGGAUUGAUCCCGUGGAGACUCACGUUUGGGACUUCCUGGACAUCCGCGGAAAUUCUCAGAGUUAAAUGGCUGGAGGGAGCCAAACUCAAACGUGCUCUUCCGGGGGAUCAACGUUGACGGUCAACCGGUUGUUGGUAGACGUUCCACGGUGAUGGUCCUGGGUACCAGGUAGGGUCAUUCGGACCGGCGAAAGGCUCGAGACGUCCCAGGCGGUAGUCCCGGUAAUUCCAAACUGUCCCAAACUGGUCCCGCGUGGUUCCCAGGACGGUAUAACUAACUAGUGGCGAAAUCUUGGAGCGAUGCGAGGUUUUUUUUUUUUUUCUGGGAGGCUUGGUCGGUCUGGGGUCACACCGUGGGUCAAAUCCCUACGCCGAGGCCUCGCUUUGGGAUGGGCUGGCGUCGUUUAAAUAUUAAAGUGAAUUACGAAAAUGGUACCCGUACAUGGACAUUCGCUACACGCGACUCCGCGCGCACGCGUACACCGACACACAUUGGCGCGCGAACACUCGACACCCAUACACCCAUGCACCCACAAACUGUCACACGUACACGAGGUCCCACGCUUUACCGCUGUGUAUUAGACAAUUUUCCGUACUCCACACAGUCUCUCCUAGCUGUUAAGGACUUUACCUUUACGCGACGUUGCAAUAGGUACGUGUGUACGGCUCUCGGUGGUGCGCCACUCGAGGGGUCGCGCUUUUUGCGGAUUUUUUACUAAUUCUAUGUAAAAGUCUUACAACCCGGACGUAGACGACGACCCGAGACGAGACGAGUCGCGAGAAGAGUCCACGGCGACGGAGGAGGUCGAGGUCGACUCGAAGCGGUUCCGCCCUGCGGCCGCGCGACCUCGCCCGAAACCGCUCGGCGUACGCGACAAGUCGUGUCGGCACGAGCGAACAAGACGCAUUAGCCGAUUUGACAACUUUUAUAAAAAAAAAAAUAAAAUAAACCGUUUGGCCCAUUGUCGAGGCGAAGAAGGCUCGGGUCGGCCUCGCCGCCACCCGACUCCGAGACGGACCCUCGAUUUCUUCCAUCUUUUCGGGGGAAAUCCAGGUCCUCUCGAAAUCGCGUCCACGGCUGUAACGAGGGAUUUACCGGUCGUCCCGGUCUCGGGUAAUUUCCCCCUUUCCUUCGAUUUUGACCUUCGUUAUUAAUCCUCGGAGUGGAGGUUGACGAGUGCGGUCUUUUGGAAACGGCGGUUCGCGCGGGGGUGGAGAGUUUUUUUUCGAUCCGAUGAAGACCUCGCGAUCGGGAGGGAGUUUGAAAUUACGGAGGGGUUUGUGGGAUUGGGAACUCCUUUUUUUACUCCGUGGGUUGACGGUCCAGGGACGACCCGGGGGGUCUUUCGGUCUCGCAUGUUAUUAGUUAGGGCCGAUUUCGAGUUCGAUUCGGUGUCGGUAUGUUCGAUAUCUCGAACAGGGUGCGGGAAUCUCGUCCUUAGCGAGGAUGCACGUUUUCGUCGGGUUCCCCGGUUUCCACCGUUCCCACUGUCGGCGGAGAUCCGCAAUUCGAAAAUCGGUAUCUGGACUAUCCGUUAAACGCCUCUAUUCCAAAGUCAUAACCGUAUCGACGUAUCGAUGAACGACGUCGCGGGUAGAAUCGACGCGGAUCUCUUCGUUAAGAAAAAAGAAAAAAAAAAGAAAAAAAAAGGAAAAAGGAAAAAAGAAAAGUCGGAAGGAUCGAUCGCGACUCGAGAACGGUGGCCGGGGAAAUCCGACUCCUGUCCCUCUCUCGGCGGUGUCCCCCUUUCGUACCGAAGCGCCCUCCCCCCCUCCACACAGUAGAACCGUAAAAUUGCACGUAAUCGAAUCGCGCCGAUCGAUCGGUCGCCGUACCAAGGUCCGACCGGCGACGAGGAGCAUCCGAGGGGUCGUGGAAAUCGAUUUCCGCGAUUUCCUCGAUUUCCUCGUGGUCGGUUCCGGGUUGGCACGGGUGGACCCGCGGUGCACGCCACGACGGGGGAGCACGACGGGACACGAAGUAAUCUCCACCUAUAUAUACAUACAUAUACAUAUACAUAUAUAUACAUAUAUUUAUUUUUUUGGUCUCCUUUUUGUAUAUAUAUAUACUUGCCGCCAUAGAAGGCGGCCCUUAGGUACGCGAUAUAUAAUUACACGUAGGCUUGCGGAGGACACCCUCGAGGUCCGCGGUAUAUAGGACACGCGCACGCGCAGACCAUCCCCCGGUCCCUCGUCGAAAGCGACACCCGCGGGCUCGACUUUUCCCCCUUCGGGGGGGAGGGGAUUUUCGAAAAACGUUCCGCUUCGCGAAACCCAUGGUCGGCACCGUCAGGGGGAGGUUUGGCUACCCCGGGCAUUUUAGAAAAUCGCCCUCGGCGAUCGGGAGACGUUGGUCCGCCUCGCGUUUCCGGUCCGGCUAAAGGGGUGGCGGAGGUGGAAGACGUUACCGACCGAGCCGAUCCCGCGAAUCGACGACACCCCUCAUUCUUAGGAGACCUUUUCUAUGUCCACUCGAUUCCGCUUAAGAGUUAUUCCGAAGGAUGGGUUCACCGGGGGCGUGACUUCCGGAACACCGAAACGGAGGAUCGACGCACGCUGAGAGAGGGUACGAGCGAUUAAACGAGAUCCGCGGGGAAAUGGGAAAAUACGACGUGGAAGGGAGACGGGGUGCACGCGGCUCGGUGUUAGUUAGUGCAAUUUCGGAAGGGGGUACCGCCGACUUCCGGUUUCCCCUCCGCGGAGAAAAUCAAAGGCGCAACCGGAGCCGAGGAGGCAGGCCGGAAGGAGAUGGGAAUUCUUUAUUGCUCUCUCCGAAAGGUAACUUCUCUCGCCGAUAAAUUUAUAAAUAUAUACAUAUAAAUAGAUAUUCUAUACAUAUGCGUGUAAUAUAUGAGUAUAUAUAUAUGAAUAUAUACGUACGUAACGCGUGACAUGCUCUUGCCGUCGUAAUCGCGCUGCGUACCCUUAGGGAGACUUAAUUAGGUACCAAUUUACCUAAAUCAAUUAUUAACUGAAGUAUACAUUGAUAUAAAUAUUAUAUAUAUACAUGAAUAUAUGAUUGAGCAGAAGAUCUAUAUAUCGUAUAUAUAUUAUAUAUAUACGUAGAGAAGGGGGAAAAAAAAGAAGAAACGAGGGACAAAGAGGGGGAAGCAGGGCCCCGACCCGCGACCAGACGACGUCGACGGAAACCCCCCCCGGACCGCGACCACCGAUUUUUCUAGGCAAAAUUUUUCUAUUUUUUCAAACGAGCCGGGGUAAAGUGCCCCUCCCCCGCCCGACACCCACGCCAUGGCGGUUCUUGAACGCAACGGACCCGUUAUCACAAGGAAUCGCGCGUUCAUAUAUAUAUAAAUAUAUAUAUAUACAUGCAUAUAUUUGCGAGACUAAUUCCGCUCGUACUUUUUUCAACGUGGGUGUGUGUAGCUUAAUAUAGUCCGAUGUGCCGACGCGUUCCGCGCCCCGGCCGCCGCGGGGCCCACUUUCCGCCGCGGCGGCGCGGCGGAAACGCGCGUCGAGAAGCUGGAGCGCGCCCCCUCGGGGGCGUCUUCUCCGAGGUACGGUCAGACUGGGCAAGAGACGAGGAUUCGAACGAGUUUUCUUGUUAACCUUUGGUGUUCCUUAAUGUUAGCUAAAUCUAUAUCGGGAGUUCCGUGCCCCUCGGCCGCGUCGCGUUCGCCCUGCGGAGGAAUCGCGACUGACCGGGCGCGAGAAACCCUUUCGUUCGUUUGGAGGAUUCGAAAGCGCGCCUUCCUCGGGGCACGCGUGUCCUAGACGUCGGCCCGACGCCGAUGGAAGUCGCGAUUCCGCGGCUCUUCCGGUCGGACACGCGGAUUCGACCGACAUAUCACUCGCGGAUUUUCGGUUCUCCGCGCGGACUGGCCCGCGACGACGCUCAACGGAGAGGGACACCCUCGUCGGCGAUUCCGGCGUCGGGACGCCCUCGGCCCCCCCACGAGUCGGACAGCGCCGGUACGCACGGGAACCGCCCGCGUGCGGAACGCCCGCCUCGAGUCGGCCGACCGAACGGAGAGGCGAACGGAGAGAAGCAAGGGAUAAGGAAAUAUGUUAGGUGUGGUUCUUCACCUCCUUUGUAAUAUGUGUGAUAAAGCAUAAUAUGAUAUGACGACUAUAUAUAUAUAUAUACAUAAAAAUCUAUAAAUACUAUAUAUAUAUAAAGUACUAAUAUAUAAUUAAUAAUUGAAUAACGAUUUAAAUAUUUAAUAUAUUCUGACAGACCUUAAAGGGAUGUGUAAUUGGAGGAAAAUUAGGUACUAAUCGCACGACACGUGAACAUCGUCGGAUACUGACACAAUAACGAGAGCUAGAGAGUCAGAUCGUGAGAGCGCAAGAGAGGGAGAGAGAAAGGGGAAGAGCGAGUUAGAGAGAAAGAGAGAGAGUGAGAGCGAGAGAGAUUGUAUCCACCCGCCAGAAAUCACACUUGACACAACGGCAAUUAAUAAUAAUAUUAAUAUUAAUAGUAACCUUGCGCUGAUAACAAUUGGAGACGUAUCGACCCUAGGUGUCGUUACGAGUUGGAUCCGACUCUGGACGAUUGGGAUAAGGGACGGAUACGAGACGCGAUUAUCUGAAGAUGAUAAGAAGGAACAAAUACUUUUGCGUAUGCGUGAGCGAGCGAGUGCGCGAGUGAACGGGUGAAAGAGGUAGGGAGAGAGAGGAAGGGAUAGGGAGAGAGAGAGAGUGAGAGCCGGUUAAUACGACACGAGGAGUGUCGGUGCGAUAGGAGGAUGGAGUAAUAUUGUAGUCAUUUACGAUAGAUUUGUAUUUUUCAGUGUUGAAAAGUUUUUUAUACUGCUGUUAUAUUCUUGUCUAAAUAUCUUAGUUCAGAGAGGGAGGGACGCGGCGAGAGAGAGAAAGAGUUAAAGAGGCGUCGAGGGUGAGGUGUGAACUUUUUUGCCCUCGAGAAAUCGGAGGAACGAAAGGGUAACGAGAUCGAGUAGAUAAUUACGAGGGGUCGGGGGUGGGAUUAGGGAAAAUUAGAUUUUGACAAAGUUUCGUGUGUUGUGUACGUUUGAUGGUAAUCGUGCGUUUGACGGCGACGAGGGAAAGUGAGCGAGCAAGCGAGCGGCCGGCAAAGUGGGGUAGAAAAAAGUCCGCGAAAAAUCGCAGAAGUCCAGAAAAAGGAGAAAAAUGGUAUAAAGAGACCGCGCGGGAAAAAAAAAAGAACGAAGGAGAGGGAAAAUGGGGUUUACCUAUCGGAAGAUGUCCAAAGGAACAUCGGCCGUUCGCGUCUCUCUCGUACCGACCCGAGGAAGAUCUCGCUCGCUUUGUCGCGCGCCUGACUUUCUAAAGGGAAUUUCCGGGGGAGUGAAAAAAUAGGAAAUAGGAAAUUGGGGGAUGGAAAAUUGGAUGGGACAGGGGAGGGGGAAACGUCGGUGGAAAACGCGCGCCCGAUCGCAGCCGCGCCUGCACCCCUACGAACCUCGGCACUUCCGGUUCCCGGUCCGGUCCUUUCCGGUCCGCGCGGUCCCGCUCGCGGGUGAUUUUACAAAUGGUUUUUAUUUUUUUACACUAAACUUUACUGUACAUCUCGUAGCUUUAGGCAAGAGAUAGCGUUUACAAUAGUUUCGGAGAAGCGUAUAUUGUUUUGCGGGGAAGGGCGGCGUCGGAUGUAUCUCCGGUUCCCUCCGGAAGCCGUCGGGCCCGACAACUUGGAGGUAGACGACGAGUCUCGUUACCCCAAUUACCCGGAUGUCGUACCGACGGACACGGGAGGAAAAAAAAAAAGACCCUCGAUUCGGGUGACGCCUUUCCGACGCCGCCUCGCCCUUAUCGCGCGCACCGACCCGAGUACCGCGCAAUUUUCGCAAGUACUAUUGCAAGCGCUAUUACUAUUACGUUACUAUCGUAGGGAUCUCCUUAUACCAAAGAAGAAGAAAAAAUGGCGAGAAGACGUUCACAGCGGAGGGACACGCCGCGUCGGGGGGAGGGAGGACAGAGGCGCGGAGGGAAAGGCGCGACGCGUCGCACGAUUAGCGGUAAAACUUAUCGAAUAGAUAUCGAUUAAUAUCGAGUAAAAGCGUACGGCGGAUUUCUAAUGUAAAGCAUAAGCGAAGUACGUAUGGCUAAGACUUUAAAAGCAGCUGGGAGUAGUGCAAUGUUAAAGAAAGGGAGGGGGCGGGCGGGGGUGUUCCUCUCGCGCGAGGUACGGCGUGGGUGUUUGAUAUUAAAAUUUUGACCAGACUCGAGACCGCCGCGGAGCCAGUGCCCGCUUCGAGUCGGGGUCUGGCUUUCCCCUUUUGUACACCGUGUACUUUUGAGACAUGUUGACGAUUAGUCCUACGGUCCAGGGCAAGAGGGAGCCGCGAGGCCGGCCGAUUAGCUCGACUAGCCCUAUUAGCCCGAUCGGCCCGAUUAGCGAGCCCGGUCGCGUUCGUUAGCGUUUGCCCCGCUCCGUUUUCGACGAUUCUUUAACCGACUAAUCGACUAACUGAUCUAAAUAAAUGGGGCACGCGAGUCUCGCGGGUACCCAUUCGACGUCGACCGGGCGGGGGGCGAGGGAGGACUCGGGAGACCCGGAAGCCGGCGAGGGCCGGGAAAGGAGCUCGACUUCCCCCGCGGUAUCCCCGGGACCCGGGGGAGGAGGGGAGGGGAUCGAGAUAUACCGCAGCCGAGGUGUAAAUUUUUUACAUUUUUCUAUAUAAAAAAAAAAAAACAAGAAGCAAAGAAACAAAAAUGGCGCGCCGACCGUCCUCGCGCGGUUCUCCGGGAAUGGCGCGCCUCCACCGCCGCCCCUGCCGACCGCGCUCCUCGUCCCUCCCUCGGGAUAAGGGUCUCUCCGGGGGGAUGAUCUCGCGAUCGGGCCCCGAGGCUCGCCAACGAGUUAUAAGAUGCAAUCGAUCGUUAAUAGGUGUGUAAACGAAUCUUAAAUAUGUAGCUGAAUGUACAGUAUUACUCGAGUACUGGAAAGUCAGAUGUUUUUCCUCCUUUGUUUUCGUUGAAUGUCGUCGUGCACGCGUAUAUUUAGAUGAUAGGACGAUUAACGGAUUAACGACGAAAGGGGUUGCAACAGGUUGGCCGUUGAUUUUGGAAGCGCGCGCGCGCGCGAGAGAGAGAGUUUUCCGCACGCGGAAAAGGUCGGUCACCAUCCCCCUUUCGCGAUUCUUCGAGAUAGUUUGAAGCGCGUUUCCGGAUUUAAAAGGACUCCGACCACUUUCCAGAUUUAUCCUUCCUCUUUCCGCGGACCGGAUCGGAUUCCGCAUCCGAGGAGUCGAGCGUUUUCGCCGCGAAGGGCCGCAAAGGGUGGUUCGGCCGCGUCCGCCUUCGAGAUGUCCCCCCCCCCUCUUCUUGUACUUGGCGACUCGUUGUUCAUCUUGUUCUUCUUGUACCUCUCGUCCUCGUUGUACAGGAGGUCCUCUCUUGUUUCCUCCCCGUGCGCGCGCGUGCGGGCGCCCCAGGAAGUCGCGGAUGCAAAAUAUCCUACAAAGCCACCGCACCGGACCAAUCGGAGAGUGACGGAGGGAAGAAUAAGGGAGAGAGAAAGAGAGAGAGAGAGAGAGACAGUCGAUCUUGUAAUAUCGUAGUCUAAUUCGUAAUCCUAGCUUAAUUCAUAUGAAUAUAAUACAUAGAAUUUAUUUUUUUGGUCGCAGAACAUUGUUACGAAUAGAUAGCGAUAGUGAGAGCGAGCGAGAGAGCGAAUGCUGGAGAGACGGAGAGGGCGGGUCUCGCGGGUCACGGCGGAGCGCGAGGAGAGAGAGAGAAAGAGCGCUAGUGCACGUUACGUUUAAUUUAAAUUCUAGCGUAUCCUGUAUAAAUGGUAUAAAUAGGUAAAUGGCGAUGCAAUAGGGCCCACGACGUUGUUAACCGAAAAUGGCGCCCAGUUAUCAUCUCGCGCGGUGGUAUCGCCCCCGCCCCCGGGGGCCCCAUUCUCGAGGUCGGGCAGAUUUUUCUUUCGCAUAUCAGGAGAUAGCUUGAAAAAUUUUUCAUUGUUGAAAAGUCGCACCAUUGGUCAGGGUUUGAAAGUCUUACACGAAACUGUCAAUUUCGCAUGCGAAAGCUGAUCCGGUGGACUCGAGAAUCGGGCUCCAGGCGACAGGGACUUUGGGGAUGUUUCGGCAACCCUCGACGUGCCCUGGAGAAGGGGUGCGGAAGGGCCGAGAUUUCUGCGGAUCGGAAGAACCGUUGCGCUCAUUGCGGGGCGUUUUCUCGUCGCGACGACGAAUUACUCGAGUCGAGUCCGAUCAUUUUUGUUACACACGCGUCAGGCCGUUUGCACCCGCCCCGGAAAAAUCGGAGGGCAUCAGCUGUGACGACCGUUUCACGUAAGAUUACAUGUUACGCUCGGCGAGUUCAAUCCGGCGACCGGACCGGCAAACGCGCCGGAUCCGGCAACGCUAACUCCCAUUUAUUUACCUUGCAUCCGAGAAAAUCGCCGUCGCCGGCAUCGACUCUUCUGCCACAACGAUUCAACUUACGUUUAUUUACACGAUUACCGUUAAGAGGAAUACGGUUUUGCCGGUGCCGGCGCCGGUUUAGCCGGUCGGGGGCAAACGGCCUGAGGCGGUAUCAGCGAUUGGCGCCGCAAGGGGGGCAGUGCGGUUUCCUGGCGGGGGGAGAGGGAGAGAGCUCUCCGGGACCGGGCGGUGGCUGAAUGGUGGCAUUAGUAAGAUUAAGGCACGCUUAGAAACCCAAAUCGUAGAGCUGUGAAGCGAGGGCCCGCGGGCCCGGGCGCCGGGCCCGGUGCGCGCCCGGAAGACCGACCGAGAGGCGCGCGCAGCCGCACCGAGAGGCCCUCGCGGCCCGCGCACCCUCGCCAAGUCGAGAAAAAGCCGAACAGAGCUGGCCGAGCGAGGAAGGGAGACGGAACGGGCGAGAAAGAGAAACACCCGAUAACGGAGCGGAGAUCACCUCGCGCGCGGACGGUACAUGGCAUACGGUAUAGGAUAUACCAUACGUAUAUAUAUGGAAGAGCGAGGGAAGGUGCUCGCGCAUAUAUAUAUAUACCUGCUGUAUAUAAUAUACGCGUAUACGUGUAUGCAAAUGCGCGCGGUUAGUCAGGCGCGUAUGCGGACGCGGGGCCCGCGAGAGGCUCUCGCGACUAGUUAGGGGGGCUGUACCUUCGUGCUCGUUUUCUCAAUCACACUAUUAUAAUUACCUAAAAGUAAUUUGUACUAUGUAACUAUUACUAUUUUUAUGACUUUUUGUACAUUUUUCUAAUUAUUUUGUAUAAUAAUCCUUAGCGGGAAAAAGAAGGGAAAAGUCCGGCGCCUCCUCCUCCAGUGUUCAAAGGGAAAAAAGUCAGUCGGGAGAGAGAGAGAGAGAGUGAGAGAAGGAGCGCGCGCGCGCCUCCGGGAGAGACCCGGAGAGAGAUAGGAGCGAGAUAGCGAAGCGGCUGUCGAGGGAGUAGGAGCGAGAGCGAGAUAUACAUAUAUAUACGCCGGAAAUAGUUGUCUACUGUCUGUCUGUCCGUUUGUCCGUCUGCCCGUGCUGUGUUUCGCGCCGGGGGGAGAAUCAAUUUCGUUCCUUUCUUUUUUGUUCCUUUUCGUUUUUUGCUCCUUCCUCCUUUUUUCCUCGGAGCGAUAUAUCGUUUCUCCCGCGCCGCGGUCCACCGAUCGACGGUCGUCCCUCCUUCUUUUCUCGUAGAUUUAAAGGGACGACCUUUUCUUUCCGUCGAAAGGAAGUGCGAAAGGGAAUCGUCCAUGGGAAGUCGCAAUGAGAGAGAAAAAAGCAACAAGGGAUGCGGAGAACCGGGUCAAGUGGUUGUUAAACGGAACGAAGUAAUUUCGAGUCACGGCUCUUGCGGACGUUGUCCUUUAUUCUUUUUAUUUUAUUUUCCUUUCUUUUGUCUAUUUUUUCUCCUUAAUUUUGAGAAGCAGCUUCGAGAGCGGAUCGCCCCUCCCGAUAGGCUUAGAGACAUGCGAGGCAGAGGCGCGUUUGUUAUUAAUGUUAAUUAAGACACUUUUUCCUCCACUCCCCACGGAACCACCCCCUCUUUUCUCGAAGACGAUGCGAAGAGGGAAAAAAAAGAAAAAAAAAAUAGAUUCUUUCACGAACGAGCCUUCGUCCCGAUUGAUUUCCCCCGCUUUUCCCGAACCGCCUUUGCGUGUUCAUGGCGAGCGAGAGAGAACGAGAGUAAGAGAGAGUGGAAGGUUCGGAGAGGUCAAGAGAGAGGGAGAGAUAGGUGCGACUUUAGGAAAGAAUGAAAGAAAGAAAAAAAAAACAUGGCAGGCGAAACGAUAACGCGCCAGAGAUAUCUUUAUUCGACUGAAUUCGAGUCGAGCGAGACACGACCGCGCCUACUCGUUUCACUACUACUAUUCUUAUUCUACUCUUACUACUUGGUAUUUAUGUGUAACUUUUCGAUUUUGUUAAUUUCAGUCCUCCCCCUUUUAGUACUUUAAUAAAUGAGUUUGUUAAGAA
This is a messenger RNA of Orussus abietinus, 13257 nucleotides long. RefSeq names its product cytoplasmic polyadenylation element-binding protein 2 (gene orb2). Gene Ontology annotation, cellular component: nucleus; cytoplasm; synapse. The transcript has 8 exons. Gene Ontology annotation, biological process: negative regulation of cytoplasmic translation. Gene Ontology annotation, molecular function: mRNA 3'-UTR binding; ribosome binding; mRNA regulatory element binding translation repressor activity. Lineage: Eukaryota; Metazoa; Arthropoda; Insecta; Hymenoptera; Orussidae. The record is from RefSeq and is a predicted model, not a curated record. The coding region runs from base 215 to 2344 and encodes 709 amino acids.